Molecule: messenger RNA, 643 nt
Organism: Clunio marinus
Lineage: Eukaryota; Metazoa; Arthropoda; Insecta; Diptera; Chironomidae
Source: the annotation of a GenBank genome assembly
AAAAUCGGAAACAACAAAUAAAAGUUCUAAAAUUAUUAAGUUCAUUGUUUGGGUGAUUAUAGCGAUGAAUCAUGAUGAAGAAUGUAAAAAUAGAUAAAAAUCUCUUAAAUUUGUAAACCACCGUAACCUUUCACCGAGUCUACUGUUUUUAUAUCUGAUACAAUCAUAAUUGCAAAGUUAUUUCUUUUUUGAAUAUAAAAUACGAGAAUGUUGUCAAAUAUUUGACAGAAGCUAAUUGAAGCUGCUUCAAAAAAGAUCAACAAUGAAGUUCAAGGCUGAAUUUCUGUUAAUUAUUUUAAUAUUCAUUGAAUCUGCUGAAAUGUUUUGGCUUCCUGAUUCAGUGAUAAAAGCAUUAGCAAGAAGUUCAAGUAGUAGCAGCAGCAGCAGCAGCAGUUCUUCAAGUGAGUCUAAGGAGCGAAGAAUUAACAGACGAAGAAACGGUGGCGGGGGAGUUAAUAACUACGACAGAUAUGAUGGAUACGACCGUCGUGGUGUUGAUCCACGAUAUUACAAUCCCUACGAUCUCAACACCAAUUUAAACAAUAGAAAUAACAACAACAAUAAUAAUAACAAAAGAAAUCGAAGAAAUAGAAGACGUCAAAGACAAGGCCAAAGAGAUCAACAUGGAUUUAAUUUCUAUUAA